UCAGAGAGGUUCUGCCUUCUUCUUUCUCUGCUUUCUCUGCAGUGCUGCUUAUCAUCCAAAACUCUCUUCAUCUUCUCUCUCUAAGCAAACCAUCAUGACAAGUCGUGUUUCCUAUCGAGCAUCCUCCGGAGGAGCUAACAGAGGCUUUACCUCUGGGUCUGCAAUUGUUGGUGGUAGUGGUGGUGGGAGAAGAAGUUUCAGCUCCUACUCGGUCUCUCGAGUUGGAGGAGCAAGAGGUGGAGGGGGUGGCAGCUAUGGACUUGGUGGAUUUGGCAGCCGAAGCCUGCACAACAUGGGCGGAAGCAAACGAAUUGCCUAUGGUACCGUUUGUGGAGGUCUAAGAUCUGGUUAUGGUGGAGGAUAUGGCCUUGGAGGAGCUGGUUUUGGUUAUGGUAUGGGUGUAGGUGGAGCUGGAGCUGGCUAUGGCAUGGGUGGAGGUGGAGCUGGCUAUGGCAUGGGUGGAGGUGCUGGGGGCUUUCUGGUAGGUGGACCAGGUUUUGUAAGAGGUGGUCCAGGUUUUCCAGUUUGCCCCCCUGGUGGCAUCCAAGAAGUGACCAUCAACCAGAACCUUUUGCAACCUCUCCACCUUGAGAUUGACCCAGAGAUUCAGCGAGUGCGUUCUCAAGAAAGAGAACAGAUCAAGACACUCAACAACAAAUUUGCCUCCUUUAUUGAUAAGGUCCGAUUCUUGGAGCAGCAAAACAAAGUCCUUGAGACAAAAUGGGAGCUCUUACAACAGCAAGGGACUCAGGUUCAGCGACUCAACCUUGAGCCCCUUUUUGAGGGAUUUAUCAACAACCUCAGGAAACAACUUGAUUCUCUAGUAAAUGAACGGGGAAGACUAGACAUGGAGCUGAGGAAUAUGCAAGACAUGGUGGAGGACUUUAAGAACAAAUACGAAGAUGAAAUUAACAAGAGAACAGGUGCAGAGAAUGAAUUUGUGGUGCUCAAGAAGGAUGUGGAUGGUGCCUACAUGAACAAGAUUGAACUUGCUAGCAAAUCAGACUCACUGAAUGAUGAAAUUGAGUUCCUGAAAGCACUGUUUGAAGCGGAAUUAUCUCAAAUGCAGCAGCAAGUAUCAGAUACCUCUGUCGUACUGUCCAUGGACAAUAACAGAAGCCUAGACUUGAAUAGCAUAAUUGCUGAGGUCAAGGCACAGUAUGAAGAUAUUGCCAACAGGAGCCGGACUGAGGCCGAAUCAUGGUAUCAAACCAAGUAUGAAGAACUACAAGUGUCUGCUGGGCGCCAUGGUGAUGACCUUCGUAACACAAAGUCAGAAAUUUCUGAGCUUAAUCGGCUGGUCCAGAGACUGCGAAGUGAAAUUGAUGCUGUUAAGAAACAGUGUGCCAAACUUCAGGCAGCCAUUACUGAGGCUGAAGAGCGGGGUGAACUUGCCCUCAGGGAUGCUAAGCAAAAGCUGAAUGAAUUGGAAGAAGCUUCACAGAGAGCCAAACAAGAACUUGCCCGGCAACUCAAGGAAUAUCAGGAGCUCAUGAAUGUCAAACUGGCCCUGGACAUCGAGAUCGCCACCUACAGGACGCUGCUAGAAGGAGAAGAAAUCAGACUGCAAGAAGGCGUUGGAAAUGUCAGCUAUUCUGUAGUCAGCAACACUACUACCAGUGGAUAUGGUGGUGGAAGUGGCCUGGCCUUGGGAGGAGGACUCGGAGGAGGACUUGGAGGAGGACUUGGAGGAGGACUUGGAGGAGGACUCGGAGGAGGACUCGGUAGUGGUGGCGGCGGCUAUGGCAUUAGCUGUGGCAGCAACUAUGGAGGAGCCGGUUUUGGUUCAGGGUUCGGCAGCGGAGGUGGGAGCUGUUACAGUAGUGGAGGAGGUCGCCAUUCCUCAGGUGGAGGAGGAGGUUCCAGUGUAAAAAUUGUAUCAAAAACCAGUACAAGCAGGAAAACUGCCUAUUAAAGUCGGGUCCUCUCCUCCUCCUCCUGAAUGACAAUUCGCAUAACCAUGCUCAUCGUGCCUGUCAUGUAAAUAAUGCCAAGGGAAAACAAAACUACAAAAAAAGCGCUUUUCCUCUCUGACACUUUCACCUUUUCCAUCAAGGUCUAGCUCUUAACAUUCACCUGGAUAUCUGCAUCCAAAUCCAACACACUCGAUCUGUUCCUCUGUUGGAACUUGAUGUAUCAUGGCUGAAACACAUGGCACAGCUUUAGCAGGGAGGCCACAGUUGAUUCACAGAAGGAAAUGCAAACCCAUUAAGCAAACCGUUUGUGUAAUCGUUUCAGAAAGGUUGACAGUUUGGCGGUUCAAAUCCCUAGUACAGGUCUCCUGCGUGAGCAGGGGGUUGGACUAAAUGACCUCCAAGGUCCCUUCCAAGUCUGUUACUAUUAGAUCAGUGAGAGGGCUGUGAGCAGAUAUUACAAAAAGAAUGUCUGCAUUUGGACGUUACUUCUAUCAUUGCAGCAUCAGCUGUUCAAUCAAUAUCAGAAAUCUUAAUGGGUGUAAAUCUUGUGCCAAACAUUUCUCUAACAAAACCGAUUUCUGCAACCUAGCCUUAUUCACCUACAUCAGCAUCUUUUAUUUUGUGCAAGAGACAUUCCAGUUUGCCAGUUAUUGUACUCCUGGACAUGUCCAAAGUAAGGGUAGGGGGGGAAACAUGCAUACAACCAAUAACUGUAAACACUUUCUUGGUUUCUUCGAUACAUUGUGUUAGCUUUGAUAUAAAAACAGAUAUAAUGAGGGUUUCUAGACUGGCAAACUUCAUGGACUUGUCUCAUUCCAAACAACAUUUCUGAUCUUUUCUCCUUUUUGAGCAUAUUCUUUGGGUUUUCAGAUGGAGUCUAUAUGAAGCUACAAACUAUUUUAACCAUGCACUCUUCUACAGAAAAUUAGCUUUGAGACACAAAUGAUCUGUUACCUUGCAAUGUUAUGCAAUGUUAUGUUUCCACACAGGGUGCUUAUGUAUGUUUCCACAGAUGAGUACUCGUUCUCAUUCUUUCUCUCUUUGUCACCUCUUUUCUUCCUUUCUUUAAUGUGAAAGCAAUAUUGGAAAAGGUGAUUGUUUCUGCUGCUGCUAUUUUAUGAAUUGUAAUGCUUGAUUCUACGCAAGUCUGCAUGACAAAUAAAGAGCAAUUUUAAUUUUUGAA
Messenger RNA from Pantherophis guttatus, 3099 nucleotides. Its product is annotated as keratin, type II cytoskeletal 6A-like. Gene Ontology annotation, biological process: intermediate filament organization; keratinization. Gene Ontology annotation, cellular component: keratin filament. The record is from RefSeq and is a predicted model, not a curated record. Gene Ontology annotation, molecular function: structural constituent of skin epidermis. Lineage: Eukaryota; Metazoa; Chordata; Lepidosauria; Squamata; Colubridae.